GAUUGACCGACUACUCUUCUCAGCUCGAUCAUGCUCAAUCGUUGACAUGAUCAUUCUUGUGCCCCAGGAUCGAAAGUUGUUCUUGGCAAUGUUGGAGCGCGAUAACUUUCGGCACCGCCCGAUAUCUUCCAGGCCGAUGGCCCCAUCAAACCUUUGUAGUUGAUAGACGGAAAUAGGGUAUGGCAAAAGCAUUGUUAUAACUUCUUACAUGGUACAUCUCUGUUUGUUAGGGGCUCUGGAAAUCUGUAUGCUUUCGCUUGGUCGAAUCCUGAUUCCUCCUUUUCAUUGCUUUCUCUUGCUUCUUCGGUGCUCCCAGUCUACUCUUUUAUCUAUCUUUCUAUCCCGUAACAGUCAAACCAAACUCAAACAACCAUAGUACGAACAUUAAUUGGUUUCCUCUACGUCUUGGUCCAAAUUCCUUUAACUCCGCUUAAUUUACUAUAUCCCUUUUUGUACUCUUGCGGGACUUGGCCGAGUGAUUACCCACCACGGUAGUUUUCUGUAUUUUUAUACAGUAUUCUGUUAUGAAAUGAUCUCCUUUACCCCAAGACGUACUCUUGCACAAGUGGGUUUGAUCCUAACUUUGGGAAGAAUCAUUGAUAGUGUGGCUGCUGCCACAGCUUUAAGUCUAACGCCGUCUACCGGUUGGUAUGGCAAAUACUAUCCUUUCUCGCCCCUUCCUCUCCAUGGAGAUGCUGACAUAAAUCAAAGGUAUGGAGACGAUGGAUCGUGGUCUGCCGUUUCUAUCAGAUUGGGCACACCACAGCAAUGGGUCAAUCUCCUUCCAAACACUGUCAGCGCUGAAAUCUGGGGUGUCGGACCUUAUGGUUGUCAAGAUGGAGGUAUGUUGUGCUCCUCUACAUCAUCUCUUUGUCCUUUUGAGAUAUUUUCACUCUUGUCACCAGAUGAUGAUACCUAGAUCAUUAACUCAAUCACAAAUCUUUGUCGAACUUCAUGCUUUCAAUGCCAAAUCAUGGGGUAGAUGUCGUCCAUUCAAUAUCAAGUGAUAAUCUAUGGACAAGUCAUUUACAAUUACAUCAUUCACGGAUCACAUAACUCCAACUUGAAAUCAUAGUCAGAGCAAUAUUUUAUUUCGAUCACCUCAAGCAUCAGAUCACACUUAAUGAAAGACUGUUUUGAAACCACUCUCACUUAAUUGCAUCCCCAAUCUUUUAUGACAGUCUCCGAAUUACUUUUCUUUAUGACAACAUUCAUUAGGCAACAUCCUUUCAAUGCGAAAUUAUAGUGUUUGGCUUGGAUUUUAUCAGGCUGAAUAUUUAAGAUUUUGAGUUAUAGUAGCAAUACAGGAUUACAUGUGGCCAGAUACUUCUUCAACCACCAAUCUCCUGACAGAAUUACUUGUGUUCAAGGUGCAGUCGGAAAAGACGAUUACCUUGAAUACUGAUUCAAUGCAGUACACUGAUUUCAUCUGAGGCGUUAAACCUCAUGAAAUCAGAAGCCAUUAUUAAAAGAUCCAAAAAUUGUGAAAAUUCGUAUUCAUUUCCCUUUAUUAGGUCGAGCUCAAAUACCCUGCUUCGCUUAGAUGCUAACUAUACUUCAAAGCUCCCGAGUGCUCCACUAGCAGGGGCUCACUCUUUAAUGCAGCCUCAUCGUCGACAUGGAACUCUCUUCUGACAUUGGAAUCUUCGCCUAUUUGGAAUCUUGGUACGGGAGACUCGCUAUACUGGCCACCAUAUGGAGAUUAUGGGCUUGAUAAUCUUGCAUUUGGGCCUGACGGUCCAACCAUACCUAACGCUACAAUUGCCAUGAUCAAUUCCACAGCGUAUUGGGUGGGGAGCUUCGGCUUAGGUGCCAGCGUUGGAAACUAUUCUUAUGUUACUCCAAAUUCGACAUACACACUAUUAGAAAGUAUGGGAGAAAUAGUAGGGGCAGGUUAUGGAUACACUGCUGGUGCUGUGUAUCGUGAGUAUUUAAAAUCUUCAUACAUUUCUUGGCACAGUUUACUGAACCCCUCUAGAACAAAAGGGAGAACCAAUGUCUCUGACACUGGGCGGAUAUGAUGAAAAUCGGUUCAUACAUCAUAACAUUUCGUUCACUCUCACACAAGAUCCCGCUGUUCCGCAAGCAUUUGUCGAAAGUAUUUCUGUGUCAUCUUCCAACGGAUCAAAUAAAUCUAUACAACUUGCUUCUGCCGGUGACAUGAUCAGCGCGUUAAUCGAUAGCUCAACCCCUUAUCUAUGGCUCCCAGAAGCUGUUUGCGAUCGAUUUGCAGAUGCCCUAGGACUAACGUACAAUGAGUCCUUGAACUUAUAUACCUUCGACGAGAAUCCCAACCAGCAUAACAACCUUUCGGACUCAUCCACGGCGACAACGUUUACUUUUAGAUUUAAAGACACAUCUACAGAUACAGAUAUUGUGGAAAUUAAUUUACCAUAUGCGGCUUUUGACUUGCAAUUGACCUACCCAUACAUUCCAAAUAGUGAAUAUGGAACAGACCAGGCAUCGAAGUUCUACUUCCCGUUAGCUAGAUCAGCAAAUACUAGUCAAUACACCAUCGGCCGAGUAUUUUUACAAGAGGCAUAUAUCAUUACCUCCUACGAGACCAACCAAUUCUCCUUACACCAAGCCGUCCAUGUAUAUGACACGUUAAAUAACAAGAGCAUUGUUGCUAUACCAAGUGGAGGUGUUACCACGGGACAAAAAACUGGUACUGUGGUAGUCGGAUCGAAGACUGAGGAAGCUCGCUUGUCUAAUGGCAAAAUCGCCGCCAUCGUUCUCAGUGUUGCCGGCACAUUAGCUAUUAUGUUGGCCACCCUCUACUUUUCUUGUCUCAAAAACUUUAAACCAAACAGACUUUCGCUUAAUUCUAAAAAUUCUACUUCUGAGUCUGAAGCUGGCGGUGACUUUCAACAGCUUCAUAACCUUGCUUCAGUAACAGCAAAUGGUUCAGAAAAUCCUAACAACAAUAAUACACCUGUUGAAAUAAACUCAGAUGCGGUAGCACCAACGGCAAUUAACUUCGAAAGUCCCCAUCAACUAGAACUUGCAACCGCGAUUCCGGGAGAGCUUUCAACAGGACGCCCAGUUGAACUCCCGGCAGUAAUCCCGGCAGAUCGAUCCUAUAAAGCGUUUACGCUCGAUACAUCUCCCACCGCCAGCUCUACGUUUAGCUCUCUCUCUACUUCACAAUCUGGUUCACUACCAUCAAAUACUACUCUCACUGCUAAUUAUGCGGGGCCAUCGCCGGAGCGGGGAUCAAUUCGUGAAACUCUUCCUCGCCCUUUUAUUACGUCAGGUCACGUAUCGCCCAUGUUUUCCGAGAGAAUAUUACGCCCGGAAAAUCUCCAUCCCAUAGGCGAUACCGAAUGCCGCUUGAACCCUCCUCCUACAUAUGCUCUUACACAGCGUAAUAACUACGCUUGCGCUGAAGAGAUGCCUUCCAGUAAUCAACUUCCAAACCAAUUUCCUCCAUCUACUGGAAAUCGAGCCGGAGAGCCUAGUAGCUAUGACUUUGCCGAAGAAAUGCUGUCUGGUAUCCAACCUCCGAAUCUCAUUAACCCAACUACCAGGAACCAAGACACAAAAGUAGAUGAACGGCGCAACCAUCAUACUGAAAGACAAGAACGCGGUGCAGAACUCUCUCCUCAGUCGUUAGCUCAUGAUGAGAGUGCUCGCGAAAUCCAAUUUCAGGCGCGCCGCCACACUCACAGGCUGGAACUCGAGAGAAUGGAACGUCAAGGAAUCGAUCAUUUAAAAUAUCUCAAUGGGGAUGUGGGAGAUAUUCAAAACCCUUUUCGAGCUCUGGAUCAAACUCAUGUGCUUCAUGGGUCUUAUGAUUUAGUUUCUGGAGUACAGGGUCAGGAGAAUAUGUUUCGUGAACCAGCUGGAGGAGCAGGUCCAAAUUUUGAUACAGAAACUGCUCCUCUUCGCUUCUCCUUUGAAAAGGGAGAUGACCUCUGUAAUAUUUCAAGCCCGUAAAUGUUUACUCCGAUCUUCUAUGUUGCAUUCAAAAAUCCGUCUCCCGCAGGGGUCGCCAAGCUCUGGUGAAUUUAUCAACAAUCAGGAAGAACGAGAUCUUAUAAUAAAUGGAAAGCUUAUCUUCCAGUACUGACUAGAAUUUUUCUUGAGAUCUACAAUAGUUUGGCUCAUCUCAUAUGUGGACUUGGUUUUCAAGAAACGGUAUCUACUUAUAUUUAAUUCGCAAAUAUAUAGGAAAUAUUAUAUG
Molecule: messenger RNA, 4186 nt
Organism: Sclerotinia trifoliorum
Lineage: Eukaryota; Fungi; Ascomycota; Leotiomycetes; Helotiales; Sclerotiniaceae
Source: the annotation of a GenBank genome assembly